Molecule: messenger RNA, 2568 nt
Organism: Helianthus annuus (common sunflower)
Lineage: Eukaryota; Viridiplantae; Streptophyta; Magnoliopsida; Asterales; Asteraceae
Product: receptor-like protein EIX2
Exons: 1
Coding region: 1-2568 (855 amino acids)
Molecular function (GO): protein binding
Source: RefSeq, a predicted model, not a curated record
AUGUCUCCUUUUGUGUCUUUGCUGCUAUGCAUGUUAUUUAUGAGUGGCGAUCUCGGGAGCUCAUGCAUUGAGAAGGAGAGGCAAGCUCUACUGGAUGUUAAAGCCAACCUAACAGGCUUAGAUGAGUCUAUAUAUGAUUGGGGGAGCAACGAAGAAAAAAUGGAUUGUUGCAAAUGGUUGGGUGUCUUUUGUAGCAACCUCACUGGUCAUGUGACUUAUCUUUCAAUUGGUGGUAGCGGUUCCACAGGUAAGAUUAGUCCAUCGUUACAACUGUUGAAUCAGCUGGAAUAUCUUGAUCUGAGUCACAAUAAUUUUCAGUCCAAUCCUCUACCCGAUUUUUUGGGUUCCCUGUCCAAGUUAGAACGUUUGCUUAUGUCUAGUGCUAAUCUCGGUGGGUCUAUCCCUCAUCAACUCGCCAAUCUCUCCAACUUGCUUGUUCUUGAUCUUAAGAAUAAUUCUUUGAGUGGGUCUAUUCCUUUCUUUUUUAAAGAUUUGACUUCUCUUACCUAUAUAGACCUCUCUAGCAAUGGAUUAUCUGGUAAUGUACCAAACAGUUUGGGUCAACUUUCUAAAUUGAAAUAUCUUGAUCUUAGUUACAAUUCUUUGAAUGGAAGCAUACCUGACUUCAUAGGAUCUCCUCCCAUUUGGUCUUUAGACAUAUCCCAUAAUCAGUUACAUGGUAAUGUACCAAAUAGUUUGGGUCAGCUUUCGAAUCUGGAACAUCUUGAUCUUAGUUAUAAUUCGUUGGAUGGAAGCAUACCUAACUUCAUAGGAACUAUUCCCCUUUGGCAUUUAGACAUGUCUAGUAAUCAGUUACAUGGUAGUGUACCAAACAGUUUGGGUCAGCUUUCAAAUCUUACAUAUCUUGAUUUUUCAUCCAACUCCCUCGAAGGUGUUAUCUCUGAAGUUCAUUUUCUUAAUCUCACCUCUCUAGGAUAUUUGGACUUGUCUUUCAAUUCUUUAGCAUUAGACUUAAGCUUCCAUGGGAUAAUCCCUUCUGUUUUAGAUACAAUAAAACUACAAUCCUGCAAGUUGGGACCUAGGUUCCCAAUAUGGAUGAAAACUCAACGAAAUUUCAAACAUCUUGAUAUUUCCAAUGCUGGAAUAUCAGGUAGCGUCCCUAACUGGUUUUGGGACCUACCUAGUGAAUUGGAAUUUCUGAACAUCUCUUCAAAUGGAAUAGAAGGCAUGAUACCAAAAAUGGGGGUAUCAUUUUUGGGCUAUCCUGGAAUGGAUUUGAGCAACAACCAUUUCGAAGGAGGCGUACCGUCAUUGCCUUCUAGAGUAUCUGCAUUAAACCUCUCUGGAAACAAGUUCUCAGGAACAGUUUCUUUCUUGUGUAACUUUGAUGGACCUUUAACUCUUCUUGACCUCUCCAACAAUUCAUUCUCAGGUAGCCUGCCUGGUUGUUGGAUGAAAUUCCAGGAAAAGUUAGUCGUUCUAAGUUUAUCGAGUAACAAUAUAUCUGGGGAAAUUCCUUUUUCUUUGGGAACCUUGUCUAACCUAGAGGUAUUGUAUUUACGAAAAAAUGCAUUUGUUGGUGAAGUGCCAACGUCCUUGAGAAACUGCACUAAACUUAGGUUUGUGGAUCUUGGGGAAAAUAAGUUAUCUGGAGUCAUACCAGAAUGGAUAGGGGAACUUUCAAAAUUAUAUGUUCUUGUUUUAGGAUCCAAUAGAUUCUAUGGGAUGUUACCUUCCAAAGUAUGUUGGUUGUAUAAUCUUCAAGUCCUUGACCUGUCUAAUAAUGGAUUGUCAGCUAAUAUUCCUAGAUGCUUUGAUAACUUCACCGCUAUGGCUAGAAGAAGCUUUCGAGACGAUGUGAUCACUAGCCAUGCUUAUUCAUCUGCCAUACCAGCUAAAUGUUAUUUUCUGAAUGGAAAUGAGUGUCCUUCUGAUCCUGUUGAAGAAGCACAAUUUUUAGACAAUGCAUGGGUUGCGUGGAAAGGAGCAAAACGGUUAUUUGGAAAAAGUGGACUGAGUCUAUUGAAAAGCAUUGAUCUUUCAAGAAACAACUUAUCUGGAAAAAUUCCAAAUGCGAUCACUGGUCUUUUUGAACUGGUUUCUUUAAAUCUUUCUGUCAACAAGCUGCAUGGGGAGGUCCCAAAAGAUAUGGGUCGGUUGAAGUCUCUUGAAUCUCUUGACUUGUCUAGAAAUGAGUUCUCUGGGCAUAUUCCGUGGAGUUUGGCACAAUUAAACUUUUUGAGUUAUCUUGACCUCUCUUUCAAUAACUUGUCAGGAAGAAUACCAAUUGGUUCUCAACUCCAACGCUUCAGUUAUACCUCAUACAGUGGUAACCCUCAACUUUGUGGACCUCCACUUACACCAAGAUGUGGGUUUCUACAAGUUGUUGAGAAGAAAGAUGUCAAAGAAGAAGACGAUGAUUCUUGGAAAUUAUAUUACAUAGGUAUGGGUGUUGGAUUUGCAUUUGGAUUUUUAGGUAUAUGUGGUGCUUUAAUUUUAAGCCAUCGAUGCAGAUAUUUUGUUUUUGCUUCGUUGAGUCACAUGAAGGAUUGGAUGUAUGUAAUUAUGGUUGUACAUUUUGGCAAACUUGUAAGAAAGUUUAGGUAA